AUCUGAACUAAGGUCAUCAGACUAGGAACAUGAAGCUUCUUUCGUUGUCAAUUGUUAUUAAUUGCGCCUUACAAUUGCAAAAUGUCGUUGGCUAUAAUACUGCAAAGUGUGAUGAUCGCAGAAGUAAUGGUGGCGCUUGUCGAAAACCCCCCGAAGACAGAUGGACCUUUGAGAAGAUUCACCGAAAAUGCGUGGAAAUAGAUUUCUUUGGAUGCCCAGGCACGAAAAACAUCUUCAACUCUAAAAGCGAAUGCGAAAACACCUGUUUAUGAUGUAUUAGUUUACUGAUCAGCCCACCAGUUCCAAGGUGAAUUGAUUUGAUUGCAUGUUCUUAUUCCUGUACCACGUGUCGUAUGCGUAAUAAGAGUAUUAAUUAACUCGGA
Molecule: messenger RNA, 383 nt
Organism: Drosophila santomea
Lineage: Eukaryota; Metazoa; Arthropoda; Insecta; Diptera; Drosophilidae
Product: papilin
Exons: 2
Coding region: 30-272 (80 amino acids)
Molecular function (GO): serine-type endopeptidase inhibitor activity
Source: RefSeq, a predicted model, not a curated record